Phanerochaete carnosa HHB-10118-sp is the source of this 2076-nucleotide messenger RNA. RefSeq lists its product as uncharacterized. Bases 121 to 1740 code for a protein of 539 amino acids. The transcript has a single exon. Lineage: Eukaryota; Fungi; Basidiomycota; Agaricomycetes; Polyporales; Phanerochaetaceae. The record is from RefSeq and is a predicted model, not a curated record.
AGCACAUUUCCCCACCGACCACAUUUGGGUGCCCCAGUCUACCUCUCACUCCUUCCACUUCUCCGUUUCGCACUCUCAGAAGCUAUAAAGCGAAGUGUUCGUCGUCGCUGAUGCCACAUCAUGUCUCGACCGUCCUCUCCUACAAAACAACAUGCGGAUGUGAGCGCAAUUUUCAUCGUGCGGAACCAAAUUGCGUUGGCUGACGGUCGUGUGCAGGUAGACAGCAUCAGCCAUAGCUCAUCGACUGAGACACCGCCAGCUUCAAGUACAGUUUCUCAGAGAGCGUUGCAACUGCCUUCUAAUUCGCGCAGCCGUACCGCGCGCUACCCCUCGCACCUGGGCCGCGGGGAUCCUGGACGCGUUUUUCUGCACAAACGCGGGACGUCGCGCAAGUAUGAGGCGCUCGAAGACCUGUUGCGGGAAGCGGGUUAUAAGGAGACGAGGAUUUUCUCGCCGGAGCAGGAGAGAGAGGAGGGGAGAAGAGAUGGAAGGAGGGGUGUUGGAGCGGUCGUGGGCUUCUUGACGGGAUUGAUGCCAGGGGGAAACAAGAUAGAGGAACAGCAGGCUGUCUCCAGCAGCGAAGAGGUUCCAAAGGAGUUGCCAUCACCAUUGUCACUCGCUGGCAAGAGCACACGGAGUUCGUCGUCAACACGACCCGUGGUUAUAGAAGACCUGUCUGAAAAUACCCCUAGCUCUCUGGGUAGUCCUCAGCGGCAAUAUGGCCGCAUUCCCCUCGGCCUCUCGUCAUCGGAACAUAGUCCAAGGUUCCAGUCGAGCGCAUCUGAGUAUCUGCGGCCUCUAUCCCAGAUAUCAGCUGCGCAGGACUAUCUUCGGCAUAUCGCAUCUUCGCCAAACAUCUCAAAGGCCACCAGGCAGAACACGCCGGCUCACUCGAAUAAGCCCGGUGGCUCAUCGAGGCUCAAAUUUGUCCAUGGCGAAGAGCCGCCGCCGAUGCCGUCGAACUGGCUGGACUCGGUUACACGAGCGGUGCUUCGCUCAUCGGCAUCUCAAGCUCACAUUGGAAGCUCAAGUAACGCAAAUAAGCGGUCCCAGCGAGGUUCCCGUUCGUCAAAGGAGAACCAGCCAGGGUUUUCCAGCAUGAGAAUGAAAAACAAGGUCCGGCCUGUGACGGGGUCGCUUCGCGCGCAGACUUUGGAGGGUACCGUCACGACGUGCAUGGUCGUGUGUCGUUCGGCACCUGCUUCUCGAUCAUCCUCUCGCGUAGGCGAGAGGCUAGUUCCCUUUGCCGAUAGGGGCAAAGCACGUGCCUCGUCGAGGCCCAAGUAUCAGAAGACAAGGUCAAGCGGCUCAGACGUCCCGACUCUCGCGCGGUGUAGGCUGGAGAACGAUGCCUGGGAUCUUGAGCAGACUCGUACAGGCGACGUAGCAGAGGCUGCCGUGUCUGACAAUGAUUUUUCGGACGACGACGACGAAGGCGAAGUCGACCUUGCGCGUAUCCUCGUUCCGCCGAAACGUCAAAAGUCGAUUCGCAGCCUGCGACAGCACCUGCACCGCAGCGACAGUAUCCGCGCACUGCGUGGCGAAUUUCUCCGACCCAUGGAGCCAUGGACACCGCAAGACGAUGACGUAGACCCUUCGCGACGUUCUCGUGGCACGGGCUCGAAGAGCAGACGUGGUUCCAUCGAGAACGGGUCCUACGAGCACUGCUAUCUGCAUGAGCCCCCGUCGUCGGCGAGGGCGCGUCGGGCGCUUCCCAACACUUGGUCCAGCGCAGCUUGACCCGGCUCUAAUAGCUUCGCCUUCGUUCGCAGCUUUUGUGCUGGCAGUCCACGAAAUGAAGGCACUUACAUGUGUCAAAGCGCAGCAGCUUGGCUCGCGCAUCUGUAUCAUGAUCCAUCUCCUACUACAGGGAUAUACUCACAUUAUUCUAUUAAUGUAUGCACCCUUUAACAGCAACGUAGACUCGUUCGCUAACCUAUCUCACUUACUUCCCUGCGCCUUUUUUAAUUAAUAUUCGCGUACUUACUCCAUUCAUUCCUUUGCUUCACCGUCUUAUUUACUUGCCUGGGCUGUACUAUAGACAUGGAAAAAUCAAAAUAUUCCGCGAUAAUGGAA